Messenger RNA from Babesia sp. Xinjiang, 1851 nucleotides. Its product is annotated as ABC transporter E family member 2. Lineage: Eukaryota; Apicomplexa; Aconoidasida; Piroplasmida; Babesiidae. The record is from RefSeq and is a predicted model, not a curated record. The transcript is spliced from 5 exons. Gene Ontology annotation, molecular function: ribosomal small subunit binding; iron ion binding; ATP hydrolysis activity. The coding region runs from base 1 to 1851 and encodes 616 amino acids. Gene Ontology annotation, biological process: ribosomal subunit export from nucleus; translational termination; translational initiation.
AUGAAGGGACAUGGAAAGGGGCAAAGUAGCUCCGCAGGUUCCAUGUCAGAGAGCAAACUAAGGGUUGCUAUUGUUUCUACAGACAAGUGCAAACCGAAAAAGUGUCGACAAGAAUGUAAACGCAACUGCCCGGUAUCAAAAACAGGAAAACAAUGCAUUAUUGCCGAUCCUACUAGUAAAAUCGCAUUCAUCUCGGAAACUUUGUGUAUCGGUUGCGGUAUCUGUGUUAAGAAAUGUCCGUUCGAAGCCAUCACAAUUAUCAACUUACCACGUGAUUUGGGCAAGGACACCACACACAGAUUCGGACCAAAUACUUUCAAAUUACACAGACUGCCGGUACCGAGACCGGGACAGAUAUUAGGGCUCGUAGGGACCAAUGGUAUCGGCAAGUCGACGGCAUUGAAGAUACUAUCGGGGAAGCUUAAACCAAAUUUAGGAAGAUUCACGAACGAGCCCGAAUGGCAAGAAAUAUUGCAAUAUUUCCGUGGAUCUGAAUUACAAAGCUAUUUUACAAGGAUCCUUGAAAAGAGCAUGAAAACUGCAGUAAAACCACAAUACGUAGAUAAUAUACCAAGACAGGUAUCUGGACGUGUUGGAGAGAUAUUAGAAUCGAAGGACAAACGUGGUAGAGCUGAGGAUUUAAUUAUUACACUGGAGCUUGCUCACCUACUCAACAGACAGGUUUCUGAGCUAUCAGGAGGUGAACUGCAGCGGUUCGCUAUUUGUGUGGCAGUAUUAUGUGAUUGCGAGGUUACCAUGUUCGAUGAACCUAGCAGUUACCUUGAUAUCAGGCAACGUAUCAUCGCAGCACGUGUUAUAAGGGAAACUGUAGACCAUGAUAAAUAUGUCAUCGUGGUAGAACACGAUCUGUCAGUGCUGGACUAUAUGUCCGACUACAUCUGUUGCCUUUGGGGGAAACCAUCAGUAUACGGUGUAGUAACAUCCCCGUUCAGUGUUCGUGAAGGGAUCAACAUAUUUUUGGAUGGUUUUGUGCCCACAGAAAAUUUGAGAUUUAGAGAGGAAUCACUAUGCUUCAAAGUUGCCGCAGAUGUGGAUAUGGAAGAAAUAGAACGACUACACAAUUAUACAUACCCAGAGAUGAAGAAAACAUUGGGGACGUUCACUCUAACAGUAUCUGCUGGAGAUUUCUUUGAUUCAGAAAUCUUGGUCAUGCUUGGUGAAAAUGGUACCGGAAAGACCACAUUCAUCAAAAUGUUAGCUGGAAUAUUAGCAGCUGAUAACUCUGACGCUGAGGCCGCUAUGCCGCGCCUUUCAAUUAGCUACAAGCCACAGAUCAUCACGGCAAAAUUCGAUGGCACGCUCCGUCAGCUACUAAUGAUGAAAGUCAAAGAGGCGUUCAGCAACCCAAUGUUCCAGACCGACGUAAUCAAACCGUUGCAAGUGGAAGAGCUAUAUGAUCAGCAAUUGAAGAAUUUAUCAGGUGGUGAGCUCCAACGUGUAGCGUUGAUCUUGGUACUGGGCAAGCCGGCAGAUAUCUAUCUAAUCGACGAACCAUCGGCUUACCUGGACUCUGAGCAACGUAUUAUGGCAAGCCGUGUAAUCAAACGGUUCAUAUUGCAUCAGAAGAAAACUGCCUUUGUUGUUGAACACGAUUUCAUCAUGGCCACAUAUUUGGCGGACCGUGUGAUUGUAUUUGAAGGUCAACCUGGUGUAAAUGCUACUGCGAUGUCACCAGAACCACUGGUUAUCGGAUUUAACAGGUUCCUGAAGUCGCUUGAUGUCACUUUCCGACGUGAUCAAGUUAACUUCAGGCCUCGUAUAAAUAAACACGAUUCGGUUAAGGACAAGGAACAGAAGGCUUCUGGAAACUAUUUCAGUGUAGAAUCUUAA